CGGCGGGAUGCACUCGCCACUCAGGAUCUCUCUUCGCACUUAUAUCGCCAACCACGAUCAUUUGAACGCCUCUCAUUGUACCCCAACCAACAAUGCUUAAAUCAACUCUCCUUGCCAGCUUGCUUUCGAUCGCAUCGCUCCAGACUGUAAGCGCACGUCAGGCGCCGCCGCUGCUAGCUAAAAGAGGCGUCAUUGGAGUCGAUGUAAACUUUUGUCCACAUUGGGACAAGUUAGAAGCCUGUCGAGGCGGCUCUCACGCAUGUUGUCGACAGUUCUGUGCCAGUUACCGGGUGUCGAUCGAGACCGAGGCUGCGACCCAGUUCUGCAACCCUGGCAACGCGCCCAAGAAGCCCGACCCGAGCCCCCCUCCUCCCCCGACGCCCCCACCCCCCGCUCCCUCCCCGCCACCCCCACCACCUCCGACCGUGCAAGUCGCUCCAGCCCCAAUCGUCAUCGGCACCGCCCCUCCUCCUCCGCCUCCGACCGUCUACUACGCCCAGCCCGCUCCCCAAGUCUUGUAUUCCCAGCCGGUGCCCUAUGCUCCUGCACCGGUGCUCGUCCAAUCUCAUUGA
Molecule: messenger RNA, 572 nt
Organism: Puccinia graminis f. sp. tritici CRL 75-36-700-3
Lineage: Eukaryota; Fungi; Basidiomycota; Pucciniomycetes; Pucciniales; Pucciniaceae
Exons: 3
Coding region: 93-572 (159 amino acids)
Source: RefSeq, a predicted model, not a curated record